Arachis duranensis is the source of this 1085-nucleotide messenger RNA. RefSeq lists its product as uncharacterized. The coding region runs from base 284 to 880 and encodes 198 amino acids. The transcript is spliced from 2 exons. Lineage: Eukaryota; Viridiplantae; Streptophyta; Magnoliopsida; Fabales; Fabaceae. The record is from RefSeq and is a predicted model, not a curated record.
UCCAAGAGCAAAAUAUAGAAAUAAGGACAAAAAGCAAAUCCAGCAAUAGUGGCGGCUACGACGGAGUGUUCUACAAGAGGUUCUUCUGUUUAUCUGACAAGAAGAAGAAUCCAAGUCACAAGUGUUAAAUUCAUUUCAAUUUUUAAGUCCCAGAUUCUGAUUUCUUAAGAUUUUCGUUUUACCUAAAAUGGGUAUUGUACCUGAUUGUAUAUCAUUCACAAGAUCACUUCAAGUUUGAGCCUUUACCCUUUAAACUUCAGUUUGAUUUUGGGUCUUCACCAAAAUGAAGAGGCGCAUGUUCUUGAAGCAUUCAACAGCUCUUAUCCUCGUGAUGGUAACUAUAUGCUGCCUUUUGAUUGUGAUAGUCACAGUUCUCAAGCUUCCAGAUGCAUCAACCAAGAACAACCAAAUGGUAUUGUACCCAAAAAUCAGAUCCCGAAAAAUCCCUCAUGAUUUCAAGUUGAGCAAGUUCGGUGACAUGAUGCUUGAGAUGUUGCCUCAUGAUCUUGCAUUCACUGUUUUUGUUCCAUCGGAGGAAGCUUUCAAGCGAGAUCUGCGUCUAGAUUUCAAUGAUAGUUUGAAACCUGACAAGUAUAAUGAUACAUAUGCGAUUGUGUCUCGUGUGUUGGGAUUCUCAGCUGUUCCUAGAUCAAUUCACUCGGAUAGUGUGAAACUUGGUGAGCUUGUGAACUAUGAUUCUUUAUCUGGGUUCUCACUAUACAUCUCAAAGGACAUCGAUGGAAUGUUGGUUGUUAAUAGGGUUCGAUCUGAAAUGGUGGAUUUUAAGAGGAAUGAGAUUGUUGUUCAUGUUAUGGAUGGUGUUAUUAUGGAUGCUGAGUUUGAGCAAUCCGUUCUCUCUUACGAAACUGAGGAGGAUUGAGUUUUGUAUUCAACUGAGUCUUCAUCUAUACAGAAUAUACAACUACACUUGUGUAGGUAUCAUCUAGUUCUUCUUUUAAAUGAAAUUGUAUAAGGUAAAGGUUUUCUCUUCCUUUUUACUUAUUUUUUGGGCUAACUUUGAAGAUGUUCCAUUUAUGUACCAUUUAUUUAUAUUACCUUAAUAGAUAUAUGGAAAUAUUUUGAUA